AAAAGGUUUCCCUAAACUGUUUACAUGGUUUUGUUUGGUUUGAUGUGGUUUUGAAGGAGAUAACUCAUUUCAUUAAAAAAAUAUAUAUAUAUUGGUUUAUUUCGGUAAUAUUGUGUAGGCUAAAACUUUUACCAUGUCUCUUGCUGAUGAAUUGCUUGCUGAUUUGGAGGAUGACACUGAUGUCCCUCUUGUUCCAAUUGAAAAUGCUAUUGAUAUAGAGACCAAGGAGAUAGUUCCACUGGAAGAAGAAAUAAAGGUAACCUCUUUGGACCAACUCGUGAAAUUGUUUCAUUCUGAUAGACUGAAAAGGAUUCUUGUGGAAAUGGCUAAAUACCAAAUUGAAACAUCUGGUGGGGCCCAGCGAUCUAUAAUAGGCCCUGUUGAAGCUGAUCCUGAGUAUCAACUAAUUGUCGAAGCCAAUAACUUAGCAGCAGAAAUAGAUAAUGAAAUAGUUGUUAUACACAGGUUUGUUAGGGACAAAUAUUCAAAGCGUUUUCCGGAGUUGGAAUCACUAGUUGUUGAUCCACUUGAAUACCUGAGAACAGUUAAAGAAGUUGGUAAUGAUCUUGCCCAAGCCAAAAACAAUGAAGUUCUCCAACAGUUUUUAACACAGGCCACAAUCAUGGUUGUAUCAGUUACUGCGUCUACAACCCAAGGGGAGUUGCUUACAGAGAAGGAGUUGGCAGAGAUCUAUGAAGCCUGUGAUAUGGGAAUCAAUUUGAAUGGUAUUAAACUGAGGAUUUAUGAAUAUGUUGAAAGCAGAAUGUCUUUCAUAGCACCUAAUCUGUCUGCUAUCAUUGGUGCAUCAACCGCUGCAAAAAUAAUGGGUGUAGCUGGGGGGCUGACCAACUUGUCUAAGAUGCCAGCCUGUAAUGUCCUUUUACUUGGCAACCAACGCAAAGUUCUUGGUGGGUUCUCUCAGGUGACAGCUCUGCCCCACACUGGCUUCAUUUACAACUCUAGCCUGGUACAAGAAACACCACCGGACCUGAGAAGGAAAGCUGCAAGGCUGGUUGCUACCAAGUGUACAUUGGCAGCAAGAGUUGAUGCUUGCCAUGAGUCAAAGAAUGGUGCUGUUGGGCUUUCCCUUUUCCAGGAAAUAGAGAAGAAAUUAGAUAAAUUACAGGAACCACCACCUGUGAAGUUUGUUAAGCCUCUGCCUAAGCCUAUUGAUCCUCCUAGAAAGAAGCGGGGUGGUAAAAGAGUGAGGAAGAUGAAAGAACGCUACGCUAUGACAGAACUUCGUAAACAAGCUAAUAGACUUAAUUUUGCCGAGAUAGAAGAUGACGCCUACCAGGAGGAUUUAGGAUAUUCAAGAGGCACAAUUGGAAAGACUGGAACUGGGCGAAUACGUAUGGCUCAAGUUGAUGAAAAGACAAAAGUUCGUAUCUCAAAGACUUUGCAGCGUAAUCUGCAGAAACAGCAGGGUUGGGGUGGUAGUUCCACAGUGAGAAAGCAAGUUUCUGGAACCGCCUCAAGUGUAGCUUUUACACCUCUUCAGGGUCUGGAAAUAGUUAAUCCCCAAGCAGCUGAGAAAAGUGGUAUAGAAUCAAACAAAUAUUUCUCCAAUACUGCUGGUUUUGUUAAGAUACAGAAACCAUAACAAUUCAUUUAAAUGUAUAAAGUUGUGCUUAGCUAGAUAAUAGUUUGUAUUAUUAUAUUGAAAAUAGGUCAAUAAUGUUAAUUUAUUAAUUGUUUAAGAAUACAUUUUUUAUAUAAUCUCCUGAACUAUUAUUUUCCCUU
This is a messenger RNA of Nezara viridula (southern green stink bug), 1743 nucleotides long. The record is from the annotation of a GenBank genome assembly. NCBI's taxonomy places the organism in Eukaryota, Metazoa, Arthropoda, Insecta, Hemiptera, Pentatomidae.